AUAAUCGAUUAUCUCCAAUCCCCUUGAAAAUUGAAUCAAGGUUGGAUCAGCUGGUGUAACGCAACAAUUUGAAUUUCCUUGAAGGAGCGAGAUAUUCACACUUCAACCUGAAAUAUAUAUGUAUUUGUUUAUUUAUUCCUCAUGUUAUUUUAAUUCUCAACUACAUUUUUUUGCAUUUUCACCGUCUUUAUGUUAUUGAACUACUAUAUUUUUUCUUGUUUUGAUCAUAGUAUUCAUCUUUAGCCUUGGUUUCAUUGUUUCGUAACAAUUCACUCAACUGCCGUUUGCCGGCUUUUCUUGUCGAACUUUAUUUUCAUCUAUUUGUUCUUAUUCUUGAACUCCUCUUAUAUAUUAUAGCAGCAUUACUAGUUAGGAAAGUCAUAUCCAGAGAGAUAAAUAUACUUUUGAAGAGAAAAAAAAAAAGAAGAUAUACUUUACUUACUAGCUAGUUGAGAUCGAUACAAAGAUGGCCAAGCCAAAUGAUAGAGUUUUGUCUUUCCUGAUAAUCUUUUCACUUCUUCUCUAUAUCACUUUGGUUGAAAGCAAAUUUACUAUUCAUGAGAGCUCGAGCUCAAGCCCGAGCCCAAGCCCAAGCCUGGGUCCGGAUCCAGCAAGUGAAAUAUCAUGUUUGAAGGUGGUGAAUGUGAAGAAUGGAGACACAUGCUUCGACGUUUCUAAGAAAUUUGGUUUGGGCAGUGAUGUUUUCAGUGCUAUUAAUCCAAACCUCAACUGUACUGCUCUUUUUGUAGGUCAAUGGCUUUGCGUUGAUGGCACCUUGUCUUAAAAUCAUCACACCAACAAAAAUUGAGGCCCAAUUGGAUGUUUAAUUAGUCUUUUUCACAAGUAAAAUGAAGUUAUUAUGAAUUGGGCAGUGAGUUUAUUGUAGUAUUACAUUAUAUAAAUGUUAUGAUCUUUCCUGUUGUUGGAAUUCUCAAA
This is a messenger RNA of Capsicum annuum, 936 nucleotides long. RefSeq lists its product as uncharacterized. Lineage: Eukaryota; Viridiplantae; Streptophyta; Magnoliopsida; Solanales; Solanaceae. The transcript has 2 exons. The record is from RefSeq and is a predicted model, not a curated record. The coding region runs from base 467 to 784 and encodes 105 amino acids.